AUGGCGCUAUCUCUGAAUGAAGAGAUUUUGUCGGCACUAAAAACAUUGCAAAAAUACAACUUCAAGGAAGCGGAAAUGGUUCUAAAGCAGGAGGCAGGGUUACUGGACAAUAAGUCGGCCGAGGAGUUCUUCAAGUUCAAAGCUGGAGGUCUUUGUGAUGAGGCCAAGAAAUUUUUGGAGACGUUCAGGAAAUAUCAAGAGGAUUUCUAUCAAUCGGAUAUUACGCUACUGGCACACAUCACAGACCCGGACCAGUUGUUGCUGAAUCCUUUAGUGGAGUCGUUUCGAUCAUCAGAAUUUUUUGUUAGUGUGGCCAACUCGUCCUAUACUCUAUUGCGACAUUUCCUUCAGCAGAAUGGACUAAGCAUAAUACAGAGUGUUUUGAACGAACAACUCUCUGUUGAAGUAAUUGAGGGUCCUCCACGAACACGUUUGCAACUCGACGUGCGCCGAGGUGCCUUGUUCGGUGAAGCACCUCGAGAAUCCAAUAAGGAACCAGUAUUGUAUGGUUUACUUUCCGAUCCUGCUCUACGAGCCUCCAGCAGUACUGAUCCUUCACAAUCAACCACAGACGGUAGUGGUCUGUUGAAUGAAUUGGCUGAUGGUGUGUUCCCUUUAGUUUUGAUUGUACUGCUUACCACUUGCAAUCUGUUUUUGUGUUUGCAUGUAUACUACAUCCAAAAGGAACCAAGAAGAAAAAUUCCAUUCUCUCUUCAGUAA
Echinostoma caproni is the source of this 720-nucleotide messenger RNA. The record is from the annotation of a GenBank genome assembly. Lineage: Eukaryota; Metazoa; Platyhelminthes; Trematoda; Plagiorchiida; Echinostomatidae.